AUGUCUGAUCCUGCUUCCUCCGAGUCGCAAAAUCUUCUUUCCCCUCCACCGGCUCCUCCAUUACCGCCAGGCCGUCUGGGCCAAUUGCAGAGAAUUAUCGCUCCCUGGGGCAAGCAUAGUGGUUCCAAGUCGCAUGGACUCCCAGUGCAGGGCGACCAUGACGAUGGUCUGCGCCGAAUCACUGGCAUACACACCUACAGGCAUGACAGCUCGCAUUCCUCCCGGACGGCCACGCAUCGAACAGGCAUCCCUAUUGCCGCCCUCGAUAUCAAUAAACGGAAGACGCAUGCCGUCUUGGCCGGGAAAGAGAUCUUGAAAACAGUGCGUGUCCACGAUGGCAAGGUCACCGAAGACCUGAACAUUCGGGCGUCCAUCAGCUCUUAUGCUGCCACCCACUCCUCUUCGCAGUUGGAUAGAGCCGAGAAGCGGAGGGAAUACCUUCCGGCAAGAGACGUCAAAUGGUCGAUAGGGCACUGGGAGCACAUUAUAGCGACCGCAGCUACGAAUGGUCGCAUUGCGCUGUACGACCUCAAUGCCCCAAGCCCAAAGACCGAGUUGGCGUGGCUCCAUGAGCAUACGGGACAGAUCAACAAGUUAGACUUUGACCCUCAUGCCGGCUAUCUUUUGCUAUCGGCCAGCCAAGACAAGUCGGUCCGACUUUGGGACUUGCGACAGCCUCAGCGUGACAAGUCCCGCAUCAGGUUCGAGGUGCGCAGUGCUGUCCGAGACGUCCGAUGGUCUCCGUUUGACCCGUUUGAUUUCGCGAUCUGCGCGGACGGGGGCGUCGUUCAGAAAUGGGAUGCUCGCGUACCCAUCUCGCCGAAGCUGAGUAUUAAUGCACAUGAAAAAGCCUGUUACUCUAUUGACUAUCACCCUGAUGGCCGACACCUUGUAUCAGGUGGGUUCGACAAGUACAUCAGAGUGUGGGAUUUUCAGAGCGAAAAAAAGCGCCAGAAGCCUGUUUUUCAGCUCAAAGCGCCACACGCUAUCAGGAAUAUCAGGUGGAAGCCGGCCUGCAAUGCGCCGGAAACCGGCGAAUCAGCCUUUUGGCAAAGCACUCAGGUCGCCGUUUCAUACUAUCACGACGAUCCUCGGCUGCACAUCUGGGAUCUCCGGCGCCCACACUUGCCGUUUCGCGAACUCGACAGGUACAACAUGCCUCCUAAUGAUCUCCUAUGGGCGGAUGAGGACCUGCUAUGGACGGUGGGUGAGGAGGGCAUUUUCACGCAAUGGGACAUCAAACACACAUCACCCUUCCAUAACCAAAUUGCUUCAUGUACCUCCACGUUCCUCCCAGAUGGAGAAUAUUACACAUUUUCCGAGGCAAGAGACGUCCCGCGAGUGUCUUUCUUGGAAAAUGCAGCAGAUGGCUUCUUGAACGUGCCGCCAGAUAAACUGAGCAGCGGUGACGAUGGCCCGACGAGCCGAAGUCUUACCGAUGAUGAGGGAGGACUCGAAUCAACAGUGGGGACAAGUAUCCGUCGUCGCGAAGGUGUAAACGUGCCCUCGAGAUCUACCAAAUUUCAUGGAGACAGUCCGUCGUCAGCGGAGGAUAAGCCGUCUGUGCUCCCUCUAGAUGCCGCUAUCUUCAACCGUCCAGACCUGUUUAACAACAAUCAGGUGGGUGCGAGUGGCUAUAUUCCUGGCGUCGCAGCCGAGCCGCAAGUGGUUGAAUACCUGGCUUCUCACUACGCAGUUCCUGCAACAGCCGAUGACAACAAGUCGUCUCCAGACACAAUACUCAGCCGUCUGCAAAACGCAUUCGACCAGAACGCAGCUGCUUGUGACGCAGUGUCCAUGCACCGUAUGGCUCAAUCUUGGCGCAUUCUGGGAGCAGUCAUUGUUCCAGAAAUCAAGGAUUGGGCGGAUGGGAAUCGUGCUAGCCGUCGAGCCGACGCUGCGAGAAGACGUGAGACUUUGGAGAGUUUUCGAGCAGGAGGACACCGGCCUGGUCUCUCUCCGCUGGCUGGACUUCCUACCAGGGGUUUCAACCCGAAGUUGGACAGCAAGAGUCAGAAGCUCAUCAGUAGUUUGUUCAAGGGUGUCAGUGCAGGCGACCGGCCGCAUCAGGUCUCCGAGACGGACAGCACGUCGAACAUGACGACGCCGUUGGCCAAACCGUUACCAAACUCACCUCCGCCGAGCUUGAAGAGACGGCCCAUACCAAUCAAUGAAGAAGGGCUGGAUAACAUUGCACCAUUGCCUCCCUCGGUCCUGAGUUCACACUCCACGGCAGCUGCAGCUGCUCGAGCUCUGAUGGGUUCUCCCAAUCACACAAUGGACGUAGAUGCUGCUUCCCCCGAGCUACUCAGAUCUGCUGAAGCAUCCAAGAAAUUUUCAACACAAACCGGUUCGCCGGUCUCACCAGUGAAGAGGCCCCGAUCCGAGUUUCUCAUCGAGCAGAAGAGGACGCAGAGUUGGAGCCAGGAAGAUCGUCGAGCGGCACUACGCGAUUACCGCAUCCAAGCUCGCCCCAUAUUCUCCUUGGCCGAAUCAACCAAAGACGUGGCCUCGCAAAGUAGGCAUGACUCGGAUGAAAGUUUCCCGAUGUUUUCGGUAUCAACGGACAGUUCGCAUCGAUCCAGGUCAAUUGAACAGUCCUUUGGCUCUCAUCGUUCAGGGGUGAGGACAUCUACGACACUGUCGGCAAAGGAAGCCGUCUCUAGCAUGGACGAUGACUACGAACUAUCGUGUUCGGAUGACCAUGAUGGCAGGAGGCCCAGUCCCGAACAAGGGAGGCCCACCACGCCGGACGACAACGAUAUGGGGGUGUCUGCUGUCGAAACCCCGCUUGACAUGAGCUUUGGCAAUGAUGCACAAGUCGAGCCCUCCGCAUCACCUCUGAAAGAUAAAGGCUUAUGGCAUCCGAUUCCACAACAUGAAUCUUUGCCACCCUCGCAUGUGGACACGGCUGCAUCGUCAUCGCCCGAUAUUUUUCUCUUUGAAGAGGGCGUCUCGAUGACAAAGCCACGGAUACACACGUCGAAUCCCAUCCGAGGCGAGGCGAAAAUCCAGAGGACCGGUAAUGACAACCAACGCCAGGGAAACGGGUCGUUUAGCCGCCUCUCCAUGGAAGAGUUGGACCAUGAGACGUACCUAUACCAAGAUUUUCGGCCCAUUGACCUAUCUAAGUAUGAGCCCAAAUUACCGUUUGCGUGGUCAUCGCUUCCGUUGAUAUGCCAAUGCAUAUCCUUCGACCUGGAAAACGGGAUCGGCCAGGCGCAAUUUGCGGCUCAUCUGCUGAUGCAUGUUCACCCAUACUUUUUCCAUGCAAACUUUCGCAGGUUGAGACGAGCGCAAGAUGAGAUCGGAGACAACCUCGCCGAUCGGUUGAUGACGCCGCACCUUGGACACCGGAUAAUCGAGGCCAUCUUCGAGAGCCACGUUUCAUUCUUAAGGCAGAUGGGUCUGUUUGAAUCGGCAGCACUGCUGAGAAAAAUGUGUGUCGAGUUUGAUUACCCAGGAGUCUAUCGGUCACCGUCGGACACAACUGCCAAGGGCCGCUGA
Messenger RNA from Fonsecaea nubica, 3507 nucleotides. RefSeq lists its product as hypothetical. The record is from RefSeq and is a predicted model, not a curated record. Bases 1 to 3507 code for a protein of 1168 amino acids. Gene Ontology annotation, biological process: positive regulation of TOR signaling. The transcript is spliced from 3 exons. Lineage: Eukaryota; Fungi; Ascomycota; Eurotiomycetes; Chaetothyriales; Herpotrichiellaceae. Gene Ontology annotation, molecular function: protein binding.